AUGGUUAAUAAUAUAAAAUUAGAAGAUAUAUCAAAUGAACUUUUCUUAUGUAUUUGGGAUCAAUUAUCAAUGGCGGAUGCUAUUUAUAGUUUUUCUAACCUUAAUACAAGAAUUGAUUGUAUGUUAUUCAGAUUUUGUUGCCUUUAUGAUAAAUUAGAUUUACGUUAUUGUUCAUUGUCAAUAUUUCGUUAUUUUUCUCAUCAAAUAAUAAUGAAAGAUGAAUGGCGUUUGAAUUUAACCGUUUUAAAAAUAGGUAAUUCAUAUCGUUGUUCUCAAGUGAUUUCAUUAGCCGAUGAAGUGAUAAAGUUUUUUAUGAAAAAUUAUUUUAUAAGAAAAGAUAAUCAGAACAAUAAUUCAUCAAAUUUACUCCAUAUGAUAAAUUUACUGAAGAAGAAAAAUGUCGAACCAAUAUUUCCUCAAUUAAAUACGUUAAUUGUUUAUCAGAGUAUAACAAUGAAUGAAAAUUAUCGAGAUAUUUUUCUGUAUGGUAUCGCUUGUGGAUCAACUUUACGUACAUUAAAUUGGAGAGCUUGUUCCUAUCAAACUCAUCAUUCGGAAUCAUUUUUCGAUUGGUUAUUUCAAUGUUCAACUAAUUUACAUAAAUAUCAACUCUUAAAUACAUUAGGUGAAAGUGGUUUUGAACUUUCGUAUCAUCAUACAUUGAUUAAUAGUUAUCAAUUUCAUCCAUCACUUAUUUUUCUUAAAAUUAAUAUUUUGAAUUUAUCAACUCUAUUUGUGUUACUUUAUUAUCUUCCAAAACUUGAAUGGCUCGAUGUUCAUAUUAGCAAUCCUAUUGAAGUAGAAAAUGAUUUUAAUAAAAAUUUGUCAAAAACUAUGGAUUAUCCGAUUAAACUUCAUACUCUUAAGUUCAGAACAUUGAAUAUACAAGGACGAGGUUGUUAUGAAUUAGAAAAUCUUCUAUUAAAAUUUGUUCAAUCACUUGAAUCUUUAUCCAUAUCCAUGUAUCAUCGAUGUGCUAAUGAACCUGGUCUAAAUUAUAAUGGUUAUUCUCUAAGUAUUCUUUGUCAAAAAUUCCUACAUCUUCGAUCAUUUCAUUUUGCUCUUCAAAUACAAAUGUUCGAAAAAGCUGAUGAAAAUGUCAUUAAUAACUUUGUAAACACAUUCUCUACACCUUUUUGGCUUAAUGGACCUUUUGGAUGUAAACGAGUAUGCGUGGAUUUCGAACAAAUCUAUGGUCUGAUACAAAUGUUUUCUCUUCCAUUUACUUUCAACGAUUUUACUUUAACUCGCUCGAUUGAUUUAACAAAUAUACAAUUUAAUACUGAUUUAAAAGAAAAUCAAACAUCAAAACAUUUAUCUCAAAAACUUGAAACUCUUUGGUUUGGAAUGGAUCGAUUACUUUUAUCAUUUGAUAAAAAUCAAAUAUUAUCAUCAGUAUUUAUUCAAGCUCUACGAUGUCCAUCUAGUCAAGGGAAAACAUUAGUAUUAUCACAAAAGAGAGGAAUUAUGUCAGAAAAUAUAGUAAAUCAAAUUCAAUUAACACACUUUAAUAUGCUCGCAUUAUUUGAUUCAAUUGAUACAAAUAUUAAUUAUAAUCUUCAAGAAUUAAUUAGUUGGUUUCAACUACUACCGAAUAUUAUUUGUCUGGAGAUUUGUUUGACAGAAUUCAAGUAUUGGUUGACAAAUGAUACGAAUAAUUUAUAUCUUUGUUCUGUUUUACAACGUCUCGAACGAUUACAUGUUGAUUGUUCUUCAUUAAUUAAUAGGCAAAUGAAUGAAGAAAUUUAUCAUUUAUUUCUAUCGUAUAUCAUUGAUAAAGAUCGUUUUCCUCAAUUAAGAUGUUUACGUUUAAGGAGCUGCAAAAAUAUUGCAUCGUCAUGGGAAAAUAUCGAUCAAUGGAUUAGUUUUAUUCUUACUCAUAUUAAUGAACAUCAAUUAACAUGUGUACGUUUCGAUUUUAUUGAGCAAGAAAAGAAAACAACUGAAAUGAAUAUAUGUAAUCAAAUAAUGAGAAUUGUUCAAUUAUCAUCGAUUAUCGACAUUCAUCAAUUUGUACAUGACAAUCAUAUUGCUUUAUGGAUCGAACGAAGAUACAAGUAUUUUUCAUUAACAAAAUAA
This is a messenger RNA of Adineta steineri, 2079 nucleotides long. Lineage: Eukaryota; Metazoa; Rotifera; Eurotatoria; Adinetida; Adinetidae. The record is from the annotation of a GenBank genome assembly.